AUGAACUGCUGGAAAGCCGGGCAAGAAAUCUUUUCGCUACCAUAUAUGGAAGGUGACGCAUGGCCAGAUGAGAUCGAGACUACGAUUGCAAAAAUAAAUAAAAAUUAUCAAUUAGAAGCACAAGCACAAAUCAAACAACUGCUGUCGAAUGAAUUAAAAAUCUUACUUAAGAAACAUGCUAAGUGUACAAAAUGUGAUGAUUUUGAUCUUUGUACUGAUUGUUAUUCAAAACAACAAACGCCACAUGAACAUCCGUUGACAAGAAUUAAUGAAAAUGAACAAAAGCAACAAUCAGUAAUUUUACCAUCAGUCUCAUCACCCGACUUAUUACUGGCACCAACAACAGAAGUUGAGAAUGGAUCAACAAUUCCGGUAAUAAUUUAGAUGGUUUAAAAGAAAAACUCCAAUUUACUCUUACGAGGGAAACAUAUACAAGUGUCUGCUCGCUUUUUAUCUGAAACCUAAAUCUACACGACCUUUCUUUGCAAAGUUAUAGAACUUACACGAAAAGCCCUAAAUGUUCAUUGCCACCUCAAAUCUACAGAAAUAAGAAAUCAAUUUCGGGCUUUUCUUGUAAAUUCUAUAACUUUGCAAAGAAAAGUCGUGAAGAGCUGGGAGAUGUCUCAUUUUAAUCGAAAAUUUGCGGUCUACAAUCCCACCGUAUUAAGAAAGGUUUCGGUUAUUUUUUAGAGCUUCUGAAAGCCUGGUUUGCCAGAAAUCAGGUCUCUGGGCCAGUCUCGUUGUGAUAUUCGUAUUAAGCACGUCUGAUUACCUAUUUUUCACUAGGUUCCAGAUAAAAACCGACCGGACACCAGCAUAUGUUCCCUCCUUAGUCACUUCACAGUUCAAUAACCUUACGAUAAAAUCAAAUGUUAAAAACGUCCAUUAUACUCUCCAAAAAAGACCGAUUGACAGUGCCUGCUGGUUGUUUGUCUCUUCGCCGUUCAAUCUGUUUUUUGGCAGAAAUACGUUUUUUUCUAAAAGUGAGGAAUAAGAUAGGAGGUCUAUAUGGAUAAUUUUUCCUGUUCAAUCUCAUCUAUUUGCAUGGACAGUCCGGUCUCCCUUAUGCAUAUGUGCAUAGACAAAACAAAAAUUUUGUCUACGUCCAUGCUUUGUCCAUGAAGGGAAAAGUGUUACUAUAGUCUACUUACUGAAGUAAACAGCUACAGCAACACUGUUUCCUUCAUGCUUCUAUUUUCCUCUCGAAAUGCUAGACUUCAUUUUUGUUUCUGUUUUACACGAGUGAAUAUAACAAAGAAAAGAUAAAAAAUAUGAUAUAUAUUAUAUAUGAUAUAAAUAUAAAAAAUUUUAAAACACUGAUUUUUUAAACAUGGGCGUAAUGCAGCCAAAUUUUGAAAUAAAAGCAGAUUUUCCACAAAAAUUUCGGUUGAAAAGUUCGAAAAAAAUGAAAGUUCUCCAAAAAUCCUGAGACACACAUCAACUAACUCAGCUUUUGAUGCUGAUUCCAAAUAUGACAUUGGUUUUGCAAAAAAUGAUAAGUUGACGGUGAAAACUGCAAAAUACAAGUGAAUUUUCUUGUUUUUUGCUACCUGUUUCAAGAAAAUUAAUUUUCUUAGCAACGGAACAAUAUUUUCCAAAACCGAUACUAACUUUUUUUCCACAAAUCCUAAAAAUAAUAUUUUUGAGGCCACCAGCCAGGAACAGAUCCUUAGGAAUCAGUUUGUUAAGAGAGAAAAAAGAUCUGAAGAAAAAAACGCAUUAAACCAGUGUAAAACAGACACUAAUUAAAUCAUUUUCAUGAAUGUAAUCAUUCAGUCAACGUUUGCAAAAAAUAUUCAUGUCUUACUAGGUAGAGAAAAAUUAGGCAAAGUACGUAUCGAACAGAAUACACGUAAAUAUUGACUUGUAUGAUUCAAAAAAGAACGAGUAAGAAAAAAUUCUCUUCUUUCUCGACGAAACGAGUAUAGAAGUUUACA
Messenger RNA from Didymodactylos carnosus, 1937 nucleotides. NCBI's taxonomy places the organism in Eukaryota, Metazoa, Rotifera, Eurotatoria, Philodinida, Philodinidae. The record is from the annotation of a GenBank genome assembly.